GAUCGCGGCUUCGCCGCGGUUGGGUUUGCUCCCCCUCAUCCGGCUGCGUCGCUUCGCUCGCAGCCACCUUCUCCCGCGAGGGGAGUAGGGGCCGGCAUUCGGACGAAGAAUGGAAGCAUGGAACGACCCUUGAUCGGCAUCGCGUGCGGGGAGGAUGGGAAGGAUGUGAAGGCGCGGGUGGCGUACGUGGACGCGGUGCUCGCGUCUGGCGGGGCGCCUUUGCUGCUGCCACCAUGCUCGGGGGAGGCGUUCGGGGAGGUCGUGCGCGGGUAUGUCGGGUUGUGCGACGGAUUCGUGCUGACCGGGGGGCGGGAUCCGGUGAUGGAGGGGUACGGGGUGGCGACGCACCCGUCGGCGGAUCGGGAGUCUUCACGCCGGCAGGCGUUCGAUGAGGCGCUGCUGCGCGAGCUGGCGGCGGAGGCGCCAGAGAAGCCGGUGCUCGGGGUGUGCCUGGGGAUGCAGAUGAUGGCGCUGGCCGCGGGGGGGACGCUCGAUCAGCACCUGCCGGAGACGACGGCGACGCACGCGGACCACAUGGAUGACGCGGCGCACGCGAUCCGGGUUGAGAUCGACGAUUCCAUUGUGGUCGACGGCGAGGUGACGAGCUGGCACCGGCAGGCGGUCUCGGACGCGGGAUCGAUGCGUGUCGUGGCUCGUGCGCACGACGGGGUGAUCGAGGCGAUCGACGAUCCGUCGCGGGCGUUCUACCUGGGGGUGCAAUGGCACCCGGAGCGGACCCCCCGUGAAGAAAACGGCUUGGCGCUGUUCCGGACGCUGGUCGAGACCAACCCGUCGCGUCUGCCCCUCAUUGCGCCGUCGAUCCUCUCCGCGGAUUUCGCGGACUUGGGGGACGAGUGCGAGUUCAUGCUGGGCGAGGCGGGCGCGGACCUGUUGCACGUGGACGUGAUGGACGGGCACUUCGUGCCGAACCUGACGAUGGGGCCGGCGCUCGUGCAAUCGCUCCGCAAGCGGAUGCCCGACGCGUGCCUGGACGUGCACGUGAUGGUGACGGACCCGGGGCAGUACAUCGAGCCGUUUGCGCAGGCGGGGGCGGAUUGCCUGACGUUCCACAUCGAGCCGGCGCUGGACGUGCGCGCCGGCGCGGGGAUGGCGCCGCUCAGCGAGGGGUACGACGUGCGGGAGGUGGCGGAGCGGGUGCGCUCGAGCGGGAUGCUCGCGGGGAUCGCGAUCAACCCCCCCACCGACGUCUCGACGAUCCUGCCGCACGUCGAGGCGUUCGACAUGGUGCUCGUGAUGAGCGUGAACCCGGGAUUCAGCGGGCAAUCGUUCAUCGCGGAGGUGCUCGCGAAGACGGAGGCGGUGCGGGCGGCGUUGCGGGACGACCAGCGCCUGCAGAUGGACGGGGGGAUCUCGCCGGAGAACGCUGCCCUGGUGCGGGACGCCGGGUGCGACGUGCUGGUCGCGGCCUCGGCGAUUUUCGGACGCCAGCGGGUGCUGCUCAUCCGAUCGGGGCGGACGGCGUGGGACGACGAGGGGCGUCUGCAGGGGCGGUCGGACCUUCCUCUGAGUGAGAACGGGAGGAGCUCGUUCAUCGCGGGGAUCCCCUCGGCCCUCGGGCCGGAGGAGCCGGGGUUUACGGUGAUCCACCACGGGCCGGACGAGGCGAGCAAGGAGAGCGCCGAGCUGGUCGCGGAGCGCGUGGGGGCGAAGCUGAAGUCGGUCAAGGGGUUCGGGGGCAUGGACGUCGGCCUGUGGGACGGGCUGCUCGAGAGCGAUCUGCUCGAGCGGUACCCGCGGGCGGUGAAGCAGUGGCGUGAGGACCCGACGAUGGUGACGCCGCCGGAGGGUGAGACGAUCGCGGGGCUCGCGGACCGUCUGCUCACGGCGCUGAUCAAGGUGACGGAGAAGGCGGGCGAAAAGCCGGUGGCGGUCGUGCUGCGUCCGAUCGCGUACAGCCUGCUGGCGAGCCUGCUCACGGAGAAGGGGACGGCGGGUUUGUGGGAGAUGGCGCAGGACGGCCCGACGAGCGAGCGGGUGACGGUGACGCCGAAGCGGCUGAAGGAGCUGCUCGAAUCCAACCGGGCGGGCGGGCUGUGGCUCCGCUGCCCGGAGUGCGGGUCGCUCAUCUAUCGCAAGCAGAUGGAGGCGAACCUCUCGGUGUGCCCGGAGUGCGAGUUCCACUUCCGGAUCGGCGCGGCCGAGCGUGUGCGCCAGCUCGUGGACGACAAGACGUUCGAGCCGAUGUUCACGAACCUGCGCACGAGCGACCCGCUCGAAUUCACGGACCUGAAGCCGUACAAGGAGCGUCUCGCGAAGGAGCAGGCGAAGACGGGCGAGGUGGAGGGCGUGCAGACGGGGCGGGCGUUCAUCAAGGGCCGCCCGGUGAUGCUGGCGUGCCUGGACCUGACGUUCUUCAUGGGGACGCUCUCGAGCGUGGUGGGCGAGAAGAUCACGCGGGCGAUCGAGCACGCGACGGAGCACGACCUGCCGCUGAUCAUCGUCUCGUGCUCGGGCGGGGCUCGGAUGCAGGAGAGCGGGUACUCGCUGAUGCAGAUGGCGAAGACGAGCGCGGCGCUGGCGCGGUUCGACGACGCCGGGGGCGUGUUCAUCAGCGUGCUGACGGACCCGACGACGGGCGGCGUGAGCGCGAGCUUCGCGAUGCUGGGGGACGUGAUCUUCGCGGAGCCGAAGGCGCUGAUCGGGUUCGCGGGGCCUCGGGUGAUCAAGCAGACGAUCCGGCAGGAGCUGCCCGAGGGGUUCCAGCGGGCGGAAUCGCGCGGGUUAUUGACUACGCCGGGAAGUGAGCCUGUGACGAAGUCUGAAUUGCUGCGCACCGUGAGCAUCGACCUUCCCGGCUCGGCGUACGACGUGGUGAUCGGGCCGGGGGCGCUCGGCGGGCUCGGCGCUCUGGCGCGGACGCGGUGCGGCGGCGACGCGACGCGGGCGUUCGUGGUGUACGACUCGAACCUGCCCGCGGAGACGGUCGAGCUGGCGGUGACGUCGCUCGAGGACGAGGGGCUCGGCGUCGAGGCGGCUUCGGCGUUCGCGAGCGAGGACCAGAAGUGCAUGGCGACGGUGGAGCGGCUGCUCGUUGAGGUCGAGCGGGCGGGGCUCUCGCGGUGGGACCCUGUGGUGGCGCUGGGGGGCGGGAUCGUGGGCGACGUGGCGGGAUUCGUCGGCGCGACGUACCGGCGUGGGGCGCCCGUGAUCCAGUGCCCGACGACGCUGCUGUCGAUGGUGGACGCGAGCGUUGGCGGGAAGACGGGGGUGAACCUGGAGGUCGACGGGGCGCUGCGGAAGAACAUGGUGGGGUCGUUCUGGCAGCCGGAGGGCGUGCUCGCGGACACGUCGACGCUCGCGAGCCUGGACGCGCGGGUGCUCCGGGCGGGGCUCGGGGAGUGCCUCAAGCACGGGAUCCUGCUCGGGGAGCCGAUGGGGCUCUGGGGCUGGACGGUGCCGAACCUUGACGCGAUCCUUUCGCUGGACGCGUCGGUGAUGGUGGAGCUCGUGGCGAAGAAUGUGGCGGCGAAGGCGUCGGUCGUGGUGGCGGACGAGCGGGAGCUCUCGGCCAGCGGGCCGGGUCGGGCGGCGCUGAACCUGGGUCACACGUUCGCCCACGCGAUCGAGACGCUGGAAAAACUUUCUCCGACGAAUUCGGCGAGCGACGCGCCGCUCAUGCACGGGGAGGCGGUGAUGUACGGGCUGAUCUGCGCGAUGGCGGUGAGCGAGUCGACCGGGCGGAUGCCGGGGGGCUCGACGGGGCGCGUCCGGCACACUAUUGAGGGGCUCGGGCUUGCGCCCAAGCUGGCCGGAUUGCCCGAUGACACCGAGCUAAUCGCGCGGAUGGGGUCGGACAAAAAGGCGCGUGGCGGGCGGGUGCGGCUCGUGCUGCCGGUCGAGGGCGGCGGGGUCGAGCUGGUUGGUGUGGACGACGCGUCGGUGCUCUCGACGGGGUGGUCGGCGAUCCGCGAAGGGUCAAAUUCGUCGGUCGGCGCGGUGUGCAUGUUCGGUGGACAUCUCCCCCGGACCGCCCCCCAUGUCUGCGGGCGACGCGUGCGACGAACGGGUGUUCCGUGGGAGCGACGCGUGAAGACGAUCGCGAUCGUCAAUCAGAAGGGCGGGAGUGGCAAGACCACGACGGCGAUCAGCCUGUCGUCCGCCCUGUCGAUGCGUGGCCAGCGGACGCUGCUGGUGGACCUGGACCCGCAGUCGCACUGCGCGUCGGGCCUGGCGAUCCCGGAGAGCCAGAUCGACCUGCAGAUCGGCGACGUGAUGAUGUGGCCGGACGCGCGUCCGCUGCCGACGGAGCGUUUCAUCUGGCGGACGCGUUCGAGCCUGCACGUGGCGCCGAGCACGACGAAGCUGGCGGGGCUGGAAUCGGCGCGUGGGGGGCUGGCGGCGCGGGAGGACCGCGACUCGCGUCUGCUGCGCGUGCUCAACGACGUCCGCGACUCUUACGACUGGUGCGUGCUCGACUGCCCGCCGUACAUCGGGUUGCUGACGUUCAACGCGCUGCGCGCGGCGGACGAGGUGCUAAUCCCGGUGGAGACGGGGUACUUCGCGCUGCAGGGGGCGGGCAAGCAGGUGGCGACGAUGGAGGCGCUGUUCCGGCGGUCGGGCCGGGGGGUCCCCUACCGCCUGCUCCCGACGAUGUACGACCGCGCCUCGAAGGUGGCGGACGACGUUCUGGAGGGGAUCCGGAAGCAGUUCAGCGAGUCGCUCACGCCGAUCGUGAUCCGCGUGGACGAGAAGGUGCGCGAGGCGACGAGCAUGGGGACGCCGGUGACAGAGUUUGCGCCGUCGUGCUCGGCGGCGAAGGACUACGCGGCGCUGGCGUCGUACCUCAUGGAGCACGCGCCGAGCGCGGUGCCCGUGGGCGCGACGGAGACGCGGAUGGGGGCGGGCGAGGCCCUGUUCGGCGACUCGGGGCGGGAUCGCGACCGCGGCCCGGCGUCCGCCGGUGCGGGCGGGGCCGGGAUCUUCGACGCGUACGACGAGGGCGGGGCGGACGAGGGCCUCGAGGCGGUGGAGCUCACGGGGUGGUCGCAGACCGGGGACCUGCUCGACGGCGUCGUCUCGAUGGACGCCCCGCCGCUCACGGACGACCGGCCGCCGGCGCGGGGCGGGGGCGAGUCGCUCUCGCGUGCCGCGGAGCUGGCGGCCAAGGCGAGGCAGCUCGCGUCGCGGAGCGCGGAGAUCAGCAAGAAGAUCGAGCGUGACCCGGACGUCGCGCGUGUGAUGCGCGAGCUUGACGGGCCGUCGUCGCCGCAGGUUGUCAUCGGCGGCGCCCCGGGGAGCGAGCCCGGUUCGGGGAACGCGCGGUUCGGCGCGAUCCCGGUGGGCGGCGGCGUGCUGUUCGCGCAGCCCGGCGGGCCGGAGAUGGAGUUCUGCGUCGCGGGCGAUCACAACGGGUGGGUGCCGAGCGCGACAAAGCUGAAAUACAACGAGGAGCGCGAGCGUCACGAGGCGUUCGUGGUGGCGGCGCCGGGGCCGAUGCGGUACCGGCUCGUCGCGAACGGGGAGUGGAUGGCGGACCCGUACAACCCCAACGCGCAGGCGAACCCGUACGGCGGUCGAGACAGCAUCGUCGUGGUCGGCGGCGCGCAUUCGGAUUCGUCGGGUCGCGGCGCGGACUUUGAUGCGCUGGCGGACCUGUUCCUGGGCGAGCCGGAGCGCGAGGCGCCGGCGUUGCGUCUGACCGAGGACGCGACGGACGACGAGGGCCGCGAGGCCCGCCCGCUCGUUCGGGAGGUGCUCCUGCUCGGGCACCUGCCGGUGCGGGCGAACCCGUGGGUGGCGCAGUACGCGCGGCUGUGCGCCGAGCGCGAGGGCGGUCCUGUCGCGCUGAUCCGGAUGGGGUCGGGGCAGAUGGGGAUCGACCUGUACGGUCUGGACUCGGACUUCCGCGAGUGCCAGGCGGAGGCGACGGCGGAGGGCGCGAUCGAUCGCGUCGCCCGCGCGGCGUCGCACGUGAUCCUGCAGGUCUCGGACGCGGACGACGCGGCGCUCGCGACGAGCGAUUCGUCGGAGCGCGUGACCGUCCUCACGGCGGCGAACGACGCGGCGGUGGUGAGCGUGUACCGGACGGCGAAGCGGCUCGCGGGCUCGGUGGGCGAGCUCGGCGUGGCGGUGAUGGGCGAGUCCGAGACGCGGGCGCGGGCGGCGGUGGCGAAGCUCGCGCAGGCGAGCCGGGCGUUCCUGGAUCUCGAGAUCGUCGAACGCGGGAUCAUCGAUCGGAUGGGGCCGACGGGCGGGGCGAUGGUGUUCCUGGGGGAAUGCGAGGCGACGUUCGAGGAGGUCGCGGCGCGGCUCGCGGAGGUCCGCGAGACCCCUACCGAGACCGUCGCCGAGAUCGAAGAGCCGGUCACGAACGUCGAACCGGCACGCGAGGCGCCGGUGUUCAUCGGGGAGAUCGAGCCGCGGACGCCGGCUCGCGAUGCGAAACAGCACACGGCGGUCGACGCGGGCAAGACCCGUGUCGAUCGUCAGCAGGAGACGCCGUCGCCGCGCCCGGUUGAUGAUGCGCGCGGCGUGGCGAUCACGGCGCUCGGGCUGACGCUCAUCGACGCGUCGUGCCCGGACGACGAGGGCGUGACGCUCGCUCGCGACGAGAACGGUGCGAUGCACCUGCUCGUCGCGGACGAGGGGUGUCGGGGGAUGGAGCGGCUCGCGUCCGUCCGGGCGUGGGCGGGCAAGCACGCGCGGCUCCUGGCCGCGAUCGACUCGCGACUCGACAUCGGCGGGGACAUCGGCCUGCACCUGCUCACGGCGCGUCCGAAGGACGUGCGUCACCUGCUGGAGUGCGAGGUGAAGAUCCACGCGCUGCGUCGGGCGGAUGAGCGGAUCGGGACUGGGUGGGUUUGUUUGGAGUUGAACUGA
Symbiodinium necroappetens is the source of this 6840-nucleotide messenger RNA. The record is from the annotation of a GenBank genome assembly. Lineage: Eukaryota; Dinophyceae; Suessiales; Symbiodiniaceae.